Molecule: messenger RNA, 1224 nt
Organism: Wasmannia auropunctata (little fire ant)
Lineage: Eukaryota; Metazoa; Arthropoda; Insecta; Hymenoptera; Formicidae
Gene: Taldo
Product: probable transaldolase
Exons: 6
Coding region: 116-1114 (332 amino acids)
Biological process (GO): carbohydrate metabolic process; pentose-phosphate shunt, non-oxidative branch; pentose-phosphate shunt
Cellular component (GO): cytoplasm; intracellular anatomical structure
Molecular function (GO): transaldolase activity
Source: RefSeq, a predicted model, not a curated record
CGUCCGACGAUGCCGUCGUACGAUUACGAUGAGAUAUCAGUGCUUGCGGAGCGCUCGCGUGAGUGAGACAUCGUAAUUUUUCAUCUCCUCGUACGCAUAAAUACUUACGGCGACCAUGAGCGAGCAUCAGUCGAAGAAAACCAAGACCAUGAGUUCGUUGAGCCAGCUAAAGGACUUCACCACGGUGGUCGCCGACACCGGUGACUUUCAAGCUAUGGAGCAAUUUAAGCCCACAGACGCAACGACAAAUCCCUCAUUGAUUCUCGCUGCCGCUAAUCAAAAGAAGUAUGCCCAUUUAAUCGAGAAAGCCGCGGAAUACGGCAAAAAGUCCGGGUCUACUUUGGCCGAGCAAGUUGAAGCAGCUCUUGAUAUCACGUGUGUUUUGUUCGGCAAGGAGAUCUUAAAUAUAAUUCCCGGGAGAGUCUCCACAGAAGUAGACGCCAGAUUGUCCUUCAAUAAGGAAGCCAGUAUUGAAAAAGCGAAAAGAUUGAUUGCUCUGUAUGAAGGGCUUGGAGUAAGCAAGGAACGCAUUCUGAUCAAGCUUGCGUCGACCUGGGAAGGCAUCCAAGCGGCAAAGGAAUUGGAGGAAAAAUAUGGAAUUCACUGCAAUCUUACGUUAUUAUUCUCCUUUGCUCAGGCUGUUGCUUGCGCAGAGGCUGGAGUUACUCUUAUUUCGCCGUUUGUUGGUAGAAUCCUGGACUGGUACGUGGCAAAUGAAGAUAAAAAAACUUAUGAAGCAAAAGAGGAUCCAGGUGUCGUUUCUGUAACGCAAAUCUACAAUUAUUAUAAGAAGUUCGAUUAUAAGACGGUUGUGAUGGGUGCCUCGUUCAGAAACGUCGGUGAAAUUAAGGAACUCGCCGGAUGUGAUUUGCUUACCAUAAGUCCUAAGUUAUUGGAAGAAUUAGAGGAGAGUAACGAACCCAUACGCAAAAUGCUAAACGUGGAAUCGGCGAAGAAGUGUGAUCUUCAAAAGAUUAGCCUGGAUGAGGCUGAAUUUAGAUGGCUUUUAAAUGAAAAUCAAAUGGCGACCGAUAAGUUGUGUGAAGGCAUUCGCAAAUUUGCCGUCGAUGUGCGCAAGCUUGAAAAGUUACUGCUGGAAAAGAUUCGUGGUUAAAUCGACAGAGUUUUAAAAUAACAGUAGAGUUCGACGAUGCAUUUAAAUGGUGCAUUAUGUACAGCGGCAUAAUAAUUUACAAGGAAAUAAUAUUGAAUGGACAAACCACA